Molecule: messenger RNA, 609 nt
Organism: Miscanthus lutarioriparius
Lineage: Eukaryota; Viridiplantae; Streptophyta; Magnoliopsida; Poales; Poaceae
Source: the annotation of a GenBank genome assembly
AUGGCCGCCGCUGAUCGCAGUGACGGCACUCCAUCCUCCAGACCGGCGCCGCCCUGCCACAAGUCCGACGACACGACGGUGAACGACGGCAGCCCACUGGAGCUCGCGCUCGACUGCCUCCCGGCACUGCCCGCGCUGCUGUUCGGCCUGUUCCUCGCGUGCAGCCUGGUCCUGACGCCGCGGCGGCAGGUGCACGAGCACGACAGGCCACGGGGCGACCUGGCGUUCGUGGUUUUCACGUACGCCGACCUCGCCGCGCUCUUCUGGUGCGCCCGCCGCGUCGAGCGGCUGGCGGCGGCGGCGGCGUCAUCGUCUCCUGGCCUCGUGCGUGAGCGUGACGAGAGACGGCGGCGUCUGCAGGUCGCAGUGUGGGUCCUCUCCACCGCACUGAGCUGCGCGUUCGCUUACCGGGUGUCACUGAUCAUGCCGCCCGCGUUGGUGCUCGUUGUCUGGGCCAUGGCGUCGUCCGUCGUGCUCGUCGGUUUCUAUGUCUUGGUACUCUGCGAGGAUCAAGGGUACUACCGUCUCUUGGAGUCCGCCGGAGACGGGGAAGACGAUGGCCUCGGCGAGAAGAAGAAGAGUGGCGCUGGUGGCGGCGAAUUGGUUUAG